This is a messenger RNA of Ruditapes philippinarum (Manila clam), 1278 nucleotides long. Its product is annotated as glutamate receptor 2-like. The coding region runs from base 9 to 407 and encodes 132 amino acids. The transcript is spliced from 4 exons. NCBI's taxonomy places the organism in Eukaryota, Metazoa, Mollusca, Bivalvia, Venerida, Veneridae. The record is from RefSeq and is a predicted model, not a curated record.
GUCAGUUGAUGAAACUGGAACAGAAAUGGUGGUACUCUAAAGGAAUGUGUGGCACCAACAAACAGGAUGCCACGACGAGUGCUCUAACCCUCAGUAAUGUGUCAGGAAUAUUCCAUAUUCUUGUAGGGGGUUUGUUACUCUCAAUGAUUGUUGCCUUAUGUGAAUAUGUUAUACAUCAACGAAUACGAAAACUUCGUGAAAGAGGAAGAAUGAAAAAGAUGAAGCCUCAAACAGUGCGCAUAGUGAAAAAAGAACCGCUAGAAGCAUUAAAAGAAGCGGGAUAUAGUGACAGAGAAAAUUCCGUGCUUACGGGAUAUACAUCAGGGACAGCUGCUGCCACCGCGCCACUAGUGACAUUUGACAGUUCUAAAUAUAAUUAUAGUCACACCUCUAGUCCGGAACAUUAACACACAUUAAAGGUGUUACAAAUUAUACAGUUUUAAAUAUAGCCAUAGUCACACCUCCAUGUUGGAACUUCAAUCAAAAAGUAAUAGCCACGCCUCCUGUGUUGGAUAUUAUAUUUACGUAUUAUAAUUGAUAUUCUAAUUAAAGUUCUAAUAAUCUAAAUAUGCACGUGCAUAGCCGGAACAUUGGUUACAACACGAUGCAACACGUUUUCCAAAUUACGUUUCUAAAUAAAGACGUACCCACAAGUCAUCUUUUCUCUGGAUGGCUAAGGUGCAAUACGUGUGACAUUUUACAGUUCAAAGGAAAGCUUUAGCCACGCCUCCAGUUUGAAGCAUUAAUUACAAAUUAUUGUUUUAAAUAUAGACAUAUCGUCAGGUUGGAACAUUAACAUACAUUACGUUUAUAAGGUUGACAGAUCUAAAUAUAGCCAUAGACACACCUCUUUCUAUCAUGGAAAACAUUAAACACGCCUAUUAUCCAUCCAACAUGUUUAUUCAUAUUUAUGAUUAUGACUUUUGUCAUUGGUUUAUAUUGCUUAUGUAUUUUCGAAUGAUGUUAUAUUUCAGCAUUGUAUAUAUAUUGCACCAUUUUUCUUCCAAAAUGAAUAAUAUCUGUUUGUUUUGAUUGUAUAAGUUUAAUAGGUCGCUCGUUUUCAAUUUCUUGUAAAUGCAAUUCAUCCGAGUACAUGUAAAAACUUCUGGAAUUGUUUGGAUUUAACCCAUGACCUAAUGGACUUGUCCAGCGUCCAUUUAUUGAUACUGUCCAUUAUCAUUGUAUGGGUAAAUUAGGAUGAAAAUUUAAAGUUGAUACAUGUAUAACCAAUAGUAUAGAGCCUGGUCAGACUGCAUCAAUGUGCUGGCGGCUGGCACC